This is a messenger RNA of Acyrthosiphon pisum (pea aphid), 4598 nucleotides long. RefSeq names its product Niemann-Pick type C-1a (gene Npc1a). Gene Ontology annotation, molecular function: cholesterol binding; lipid carrier activity. NCBI's taxonomy places the organism in Eukaryota, Metazoa, Arthropoda, Insecta, Hemiptera, Aphididae. Gene Ontology annotation, biological process: sterol transport; intestinal cholesterol absorption; cholesterol homeostasis. Bases 162 to 3839 code for a protein of 1225 amino acids. The transcript is spliced from 22 exons. The record is from RefSeq and is a predicted model, not a curated record. Gene Ontology annotation, cellular component: plasma membrane.
UUCGACCAGUCGUGGGACCGGUUGAUCAUCGCAACUCGCAGGCCGGCAAGCCGCAGCCCGCAGUCAACGUCUGUACUUCAUUGUGCCGGCACGUCAAUACAUUCCGUGCUACCUGUUGACACUGCACGGGACGCACGUUGUUUCGCCGUCCGUGCGUUAUAAUGUCGCCAAUAAUAAUCACGACGGUCCUGUUCAUUCUCUUGUCCGUCCUCCCGCCGUCACGGGCUAAUGAUACUUGUAUAUGGUACGGAGAAUGUGAAAAAGUAGAUGAUCUUCGUGUACUCAAUUGCCAUUAUGAUGGACCCCCCAAACCAAUGACCGACCCAAAAUCUAUAGAUGUUCUUAAAACGUGGUGUCCUGAUUUCAUACAAGAUCAUUCAAAAGACGGAAAAACUCUUAAUACGUGUUGCGGAGUCGAUCAGCUUUCCACAUUAGGCACAAGUAUUGUACAGGCUGCAAACUUUUUACACAGAUGUCCGUCAUGUAUGAGAACAUUUGGAAGAUUUAUCUGUGAGUUGGCUUGUUCACCGACGCAGAGCCGAUUUAUGAAUGUCACCAAAUUGACGACAAUAGGUACUUCGAUACAAGAGUUGGAUUUUUAUAUUUCCGAUUCGUAUAUGCAAGGGGUUUACGAUUCGUGUAAAUCCGUGUCAAACCCGGCUACUGGUGAAUUAGCAAUGGAUGUUAUAUGCUCAGGAGCAAUAGCCUGUACAGCGCAAAAAUGGUUUCGAUUCUUGGGAAAUAAUUCAUAUCUAGGUUUCGUUAUAAAUUUCAUACCAGUUGUAAAAACUGAUAAUCCCCAGCGGUUUGUAGCCCCAGUAAUACCGUGUAAUCAACCGGUAGAUAAUAAAACUACUGCUUGUAGCUGCAUGGACUGCGAUGAAAGUUGUCCAUUGCCGGAUAAAAUACAAGAACCUCAAAAAUCGCUCAACGUAGCGGGUAUUGAAAUUAUAACUAUGUCAUCGGCAAUUUUGUUUGGUUUCAUUAUGUCGAUAUUUGCAGGAUUCGUGUGUUUUAAAGAUGUAAUAAAGAACAGAAACAAGAAAAAAAAUGAUAAACAUAAGUACAUUGUUGCUGAGCGUACUAAAACAAAACAUAAAAAUAUGUUGGAAAAAGUUUUUUAUAAAAUUGGAAAAUAUUUCGCGAGUAGAUCACAUAUUUCACUUAUGGUGUCAGUGUGUCUGAUUACCACAUUAAGUCAUGGUAUUCACUACAUUAAGAUCACAAUCGAUCCAGUAGAUUUAUGGUCAUCUCCAAGCAGCCAAUGUCGGCAAGAGCGUGAAUAUUUCAACACAAACUUUAAGCCAUUUUUUCGAACUACUCAAGUCAUUAUCGUGCCAAACGGAAUACGAGACGUGUUCUAUAAUACUUCUGAAGGUUCAUAUACAUUUGGACCAGUGUUUAACCGUACUUUCUUGCUGGAAGUUCAAAAACUACAACAGCAAAUUGAAGCCUUGGGCAGCCCAUUUAACGGACUAGACAAAGUGUGUUUCGCACCACUUGUAUCUAAAUUCGGAGGUCCACCAAAAGUUUCGGAUUGUGUAGUUCAAAGUGUUUGGGGCUAUUUUGGAAACAAACCUUACAAACUGAACCGUGAUAGUUACUUUGAUAAAUUAAAAAUGUGCUUUCAUAAUCCGUAUAAUCCACUAUGUUUAGCACCUUACGGGGGUCCAGUAGAUCCGUCUGUGGCUCUUGGAGGCUUUUCCAAUUCCAGUGAACCAAUAACUAAAAUGUCUCCUUAUGAAAAAGCAACAUCGUUGUUAUUAACAUUUAUACUCAACAACCACAACAGCAAACCAUUGUUAAAAGAUGCACUAGAAUGGGAAAACAAGUUUUUGGAUUUUAUGAAGAACUGGACUAUGGUAUCAAAACCGUCUUUCAUGGAUGUAGCUUAUUAUUCUGAACGUUCGGUGGAAGAUGAGUUGGAUAGAGAAUCUCAUUCAGAUGUGUCUACAAUAGCUAUAAGUUAUUUAGUCAUGUUCUUAUACAUAGUUUUUACUCUUGGAUGGAGUAAAAUCUUACUAAGUUUUUUCGGAAUCGUAAUCGUUAUAUCAUCUGUUGUUUGUUCAGUUGGUUUUUACGGUUUAAUUGGUAUACCGCUGUCCUUGAUCGUACUGGAGGUCAUACCUUUUAUUGUUCUUGCUGUUGGAGUUGAUAAUAUAUUCUUAAUCAUUUGUACGUAUCAACAAAUGGACAUGAAAGAAGACGAAUUGGUUCCCGAUUACAUUGGUCGUAUUUUAAGCAAAAUCGGACCGUCAAUUUUCAUCACUACUCUCGCAGAAAUCACAUGUUUUUUUAUCGGCAGUUUGUCUGAUAUGCCCGUAGUUCGAUCUUUUGCAUUAUACGCAGCGAUGGCUUUAGUGUUCAAUUUCUUGUUACAGAUGUCUUGUUUCAUAGGUUUAUUAGCAUUAGAUGCUAAACGAAAAACAGUUAAACAAGAAAUUAAAAAACAAAGUUUAGUGUUCACCACGUUUCAAAAAUUAUACGUUCCAGCUAUAAUGAACAAAUAUGUUAGACCAUUAAUUGUCUUAUUAUUUAGUGCAUGGCUUUGUAUGAGUAUUGUGGUUAUUCCAAAAAUUGAUGUGGGUCUGGAUGUUGAACUAACUAUGACCCAUGAUUCAUAUGUGCUUAAAUAUUUUAAAUUUAUGAAACAGUACUUUUCGACUGGACCUCCUGUUUAUUUUGUGGUUACUGACGGGUUGAAUUUGACCGAUGUUAAUGACCAAAAUCUUCUCUGCGGUGGUAUUCAUUGCGAUCAAUCUUCAAUCGCCAAUCAAAUUUACAGGGCUUCAAAAAUGGCAAAUGUAACAUACAUAAACAGGCCUUCAACGUCGUGGAUUGAUGAUUAUUUCGAUUGGUCUUCUCUUUCAAGUUGCUGCAAAGUGACUCAGAACAAUAGUUUUUGUCCGCACAGCAGUGAAGAUUGUACAAGCUGUAAUAUCAUUAAAAAUGAUUGGGGUCGCCCAGAUGUGCAACAUUUUGCAAAGUUUUUACCAUAUUUUCUCCAAGAUAGUCCAGAUCAAAAGUGUUCGAAAGCUGGACAUGCAGCUUAUAGUGAUGCAAUUUCUUUCAAAAAUAAUUCAACCGGACCUAAUUAUUUUAUGACUUUUCACACUGUAUUGAAAACAUCCAAAGAUUAUUAUGAAUCAAUGCGCUCUGCUAGAUCAAUAGCAAAUAAUAUGACUGAAACAAUUAGAAGAAAAAUUCCAAAUACGACCACUGUUGUGUUCCCAUACAGUGUUUUUUAUGUGUUUUAUGAACAAUAUUUAACCAUAUGGCAAGUAUGUGUUCAGCAUUUAGUGUUGUCGUUUGUAAUGGUAACUUUUGUAGUGUGGACGUUUACUAAUUUCGAAAAAUCUUCAGCUUUUACUCUUCUAAUUGUUAAUACAAUGAUAACUGUUGAUUUGUUAGCAUUUAUGUAUUAUUGUGAUAUUUCUUUAAACGCAAUAUCGUUGGUAAACAUUGUAAUGGCAAUAGGAAUAAUGGUUGAAUUUUGUGGCCAUAUAAUUUUUCACAACGCAAAAUCAAUUAUUUCUUGUCCAAUUCAACGUGCUACUCAUUCUUGUGUAGAAGUUGGGAGUUCGGUGUUUUCUGGCAUUACUUUGACAAAAUUUGCUGGCCUUGCCGUACUCGGUUUUGCUAACACACCAGUAUUUAAAAUAUUUUACUACAGAAUGUACAUGGGUAUUGUUAUUAUUGCUGCAUUGCAUAGUUUAGUGUUCCUGCCAGUUUUACUAAGUUACAAAGGUUCAUAUCAUGUCCUAGUAGAACAGACUGAUUGUGCUAAGAAAAAAACUAGAAGUUGUAAGCUGCAACUAUUAGAAGUGAAUGUACUUUGACGAAAGAAAAAUAUCAAAAAUAUAAUCAAAACAUUUUAAUUUACUGAUGUUGAAAAAAAAACAAUUCUGUGAUACAUUUUUAUAAUUUUUUAUGUUAGGAUAAUGCAAUUUUUGCACUUAAAAUGUCAACUGUUAUAAGUUAUUAGAUAUAAUAUGAUUAUCAUCUAUAGCAUUAUUCAAUUUGUGUUUUUAAAUAGGUAGUUUUUAAUUUAAAAAAAAACAAAAAUAAAUGUUAAUGAAUUUACGAAAUAAUGUAAGUAUUAAAAUAAAUUAUUAUAGAAUUAGCUGAUUUAGUUAGUUUUAAUCAUAACUAUCUCAUUAGAUAAUCAUGGUUUUAAUGUAAUAAUCUGGAUGUUAUAAUGCAUCAUGUUUGUUAUUAACUUUAUUAGUAUUAAUAUAAUUUGUAUGAUAAACAUCUGUAUUCUAUAAGACAAUAUUAUUACAAGUAAAAUAAUAUCAAUAUGUAUUUGAACACUAUAGCCUAUAGGUAAGUUAAGUUAGAUUAAGUUGGCCUACAUUGAGAGUUAUUAUAAUUUAAAAUGAAAGAGGCACCGAAAGUUGGAUUUUCUUAUGACAAAUCAAAAAUAUCAUAGGUGCAUCAAUAUUUGGAGAAUUUUUUUGUUAAUACUUGUGGGUUGGUGGGUGCUUAAGCUUUAAAAACAAUAAUGUGAUAGGUGUUACAACAUCAGUGACUGGGUUAAAAAAAAAAAUGUCGUUUAUACAAUGAACCACAAGUUAGCUAGAGUAAAUUGAUUAUUA